AUGCCGUCUACAGCAGCAGAACUAACAUCUUUGCUGAUCGGUUUAAGAUUGUGCAAGCAAUACAAAUACCAGAGAGUGGUAGCUUAUACGGAUUCUACGGAGACUAUCCAACUGUUAAUGCAGGAUGGCGGACCCCAGCACCCUUAUUGGGUAGAAAUAGAAGAGAUUAGGGAGCUGAUAUAUUCAGACUGGGACGUAAAGAUAAGACAUGCACCCAGGGAAACAAUCAGAUGUGCCGACUUCUUGGCACGAAUGGCCCAUAAUUUGAUGGAGGAAUAUUGUGUAUGGACAAAUCCGCCUACUGGUUGUUUGAACCAACUAGGAUUAGAUUCCGCGCAGCCAAAUAUGGUUAUGGCAGACCGCAGUAGUUAG
This is a messenger RNA of Neltuma alba, 372 nucleotides long. RefSeq lists its product as uncharacterized. Lineage: Eukaryota; Viridiplantae; Streptophyta; Magnoliopsida; Fabales; Fabaceae. The coding region runs from base 1 to 372 and encodes 123 amino acids. The transcript has a single exon. Gene Ontology annotation, molecular function: nucleic acid binding; RNA-DNA hybrid ribonuclease activity. The record is from RefSeq and is a predicted model, not a curated record.